Molecule: messenger RNA, 1641 nt
Organism: Microplitis mediator
Lineage: Eukaryota; Metazoa; Arthropoda; Insecta; Hymenoptera; Braconidae
Exons: 3
Coding region: 791-1414 (207 amino acids)
Source: RefSeq, a predicted model, not a curated record
UUGCAUAAGUGACACUUUACAAGAUUAAUCUCUACUGUAAUAGUUCUAUUUACUAUCCCACUGGGGUAAAAAUUUGUAGGAUCAGUAGCUGCUUAAGGGGUUAGGGGUAGUCAGAAUUUUCAAAAAAUCGAUUUUUUUUUUUUUGCAUUUUCUUAAAGUAUAAUAUUUUAAAAAUAUUGUGUGAAAAUUUGAAGUGAAUCCGACAAAUUCUUUUCGAGUUAUUUAACAAUGACCAAAGGACGCUCGGGUGCUACGUGGCAUUCGAGAGCAGGUAGCUAGAAACAGCUGCAAGCAACCGACCUUUCGGGUUUCAUUGUCAUGAAUAUCUCCCCAUUUUAAUGUAGUACAAGAACUGAAAAAUAAUUUUUGGUUGCCAGUAUACCUGUAGUCGUUGCACUGAUCAGUCGAUAGUUUUGUGAUAAAUUAUUUCUCAAGUGAAUUAAAUUAUUAACCAUGGGACGUGAUUCUAGAAAGGUUUCAAGAGAACUUCGGAGUUCUGAAAAAAUUAAUAAGUCACGUUCAGUCAAAAGAAAGAAUGUUUUUAAUCCGAAAACAGCCGAACGUGAUGAAAGUAUUCAGAGUACAUCUUCUAAAAAAUUAAAACAAAACACUGAAGAUGAUGUACCUGAAGACAGCAGUACUGAAUUUCGAAUAAUAAAUUUUAUUCAGGUAUUCACUGCAAUUUCUGCUCUUAUAAAAUGUAAAAAAUGUGAUGGAAAUGUAGUGUUUCAAACAGCAAGUACACGUGGGCUGGGAUUCAAAAUUGUAGUUGCAUGUAAUAACUGUGGAAAUGAAUAUAUUCCUUCCUGUUGAAAAUAUGAAAUCUGCUAUAAUGGCAACCUUUUAUCACUACGGCUCGAGUGAUGAAAAACCGAAUCAUGAUAUGUGUCCAAAAGGCGAAGAAUCUUGGUGCUCUUACCAGCGCGCUGAAGCAAGAGGAGAGCUUGAUACCUUUUCUCACGAUUAUUCUCCUUUACCUUCUGAUGUUUUAAAAGCUAUCAAGCCUAUAUACGAAGAUCUUAGUAAUGAAAAUUUACUUUCAAGAUGUGUAGGUGGAUUCAAUCAGAAUAAUAAUGAAAGCUUUAACCAACUAGUAUGGAAAAUAUGCCCAAAAACGGUAAAUACUAGUUUUACUAUCGUACAAAUAGCUGCAUACGUUGCUAUGUGUAUAUUUAAUGAGGGUAUAAAUUCAUUAUUAGUCUUGAUGAAUACACUAGGACUUAAUUGUGGGCCUAAUUCUCAUCGGUAUGCAGAAAGAAUGGAUGCUGCACGUAUCAAAGUAGCAGAUAAGCGCGCUAAUGAUAACACCCGAGAAGGUCGAUUGCAACGUAGGCACCAGCAAAUCGAUAUUUUGGAAGCUGCUAUGUCGGCUGAAGAGCUAUUAUAUGGUCCAGGAAUAGAUGACUCAGUAUGAAUCUCCAAGGACUUAUGAUGAUCACCGCAAAGGACUUCGGGAGGAACGGGCUCUACAAAAACAGCGAUAACUUUUUGAAUUAUUAAUUUUUUUUUUUGAAAUUUUCGUGAAGUCAAAUCGAAACGUGUUCUAAUAAAGCUAUGUUUUUAUUUUUGUCAAAUAAAGUAAUUAACUACAAAAAAAAAAUUAUUGAAAAUCAUCAUUUUUUCAUACCCCUGAGUACCCCU